AUGAUGGACUGGGAACAUUCUGCACUAUCCGGGGCGUCGUCACAAUGCCACCGCGGAGCAUUUUCCUUGGUCAGAAAGCCGAUAUCCCCCAAGAGUUACGACAUUUCAAUUUGCCAAGGCGGGCGGAAAAUGGAAUUACGAUUGAGGCGCAAGCCGAAUGUCGCCGAGGGCGCGCGGAAAAGCCCGAGCGCUCCCGAAGCGAGCCGAGCGCGUCGCGCCAAGCCCGCGUAU
Iphiclides podalirius (scarce swallowtail) is the source of this 231-nucleotide messenger RNA. NCBI's taxonomy places the organism in Eukaryota, Metazoa, Arthropoda, Insecta, Lepidoptera, Papilionidae. The record is from the annotation of a GenBank genome assembly.